Molecule: messenger RNA, 672 nt
Organism: Alternaria burnsii
Lineage: Eukaryota; Fungi; Ascomycota; Dothideomycetes; Pleosporales; Pleosporaceae
Exons: 1
Coding region: 1-672 (223 amino acids)
Biological process (GO): mitotic sister chromatid segregation
Cellular component (GO): chromosome, centromeric region; chromosome passenger complex; spindle midzone
Source: RefSeq, a predicted model, not a curated record
AUGAACAACAUCCAAGACGGACUCACAGCUGAGGCGAAAGCCAACAUGCUAGCCAACCUCCAGCUCGAAAUCAACUCACGCAAAGAGAAGUUGCGAGCGCAAUGCGAUGCACAAUGCGCCAGUCUGCAGUCGCGCCUGGAGAGACGCGUCAACCGCAUCCCUACCGUGACGCGACAAACCACGCUACUUGAUCUCCUCAAGGCAUCCGCGCCAGCGCAACCAAAUGCCGCGCCUGCUCCAGUGAUCAAGGCCACCGUCACCAAGAAAACAUCUGCGUCUGCGCCGGCACCUGCCACACGCAAGACACGCACCGCUCCUCCCACAAACCCCAGUUCAUCUGCCGCAGCAACCUCAUCACCCGACAACAGGCGCGUCAAGCCUGCCCCAAAAACGACCAAACCAACACCUGGCUACGCCAAGGCGACGCAGACAACGCGCACCAAGAAACGCAGCAGCGACGAGAUGUCCGGAACAGACAAGGAGAACGCAGAGAUGCAAGUACCCAAGAAGCGCACAAGGGCACCAGUCCAGAAACCAGCGUCCGCAGCUCCCACAACUCGUGCAACCCGCGCAGCAUCCCGCACCAAAACGACUAAAUCACACGUCUUGUCGCCUAAGACCAAUACCGCCAAUGUCAGGAAGCCAGCUGCGCGUAGCGCCCGUCCUAGGUAG